GAGAAUAUUGACGACAAUGUCAGGAAGAGGCAAAACCACCGGCAAGGCUCGUGCCAAGGCUAAGAGCCGCUCGUCUCGCGCCGGACUCCAGUUCCCGGUCGGUCGCGUGCACAGGCUGUUGCGCAAAGGCAACUACGCCGAGCGCGUGGGCGCCGGCGCCCCCGUCUACCUGGCGGCCGUGCUGGAGUACCUGACCGCUGAGAUCCUCGAGCUGGCUGGAAACGCCGCCCGCGACAACAAGAAGACCCGCAUCAUCCCGCGCCAUCUGCAGCUGGCCGUCCGCAACGACGAGGAGCUCAACAAGCUGCUGGGCGGAGUCACCAUCGCUCAGGGCGGCGUGCUGCCCAACAUCCAGGCCGUGCUGCUGCCCAAGAAGACCGACAAGCCGGCCAAGGCCAAGUAGACCCAACACGUCAACACACACAUCUAAAGGCUCUUUUAAGAGCCACACACUUUUCCAAAAGCGCCUCCUGCUGUUUUUCUUCAUGUAGAAAUGGAAAGUAUACUGGUAUCAUUUGGAAUGGACGAUGGAAAGUUCACGCCAUUUCAAACCCAACUAUUUGUAUUCGUCCCGAAGUUUGACAUCAAAUGACUUGUUCGGUGAAUCUCAACAGUCCAAAUCUUACAGCACUCUUCUGUGGGAAAACAAAAGGGAUUUUAUUUUCUUCAGCCCCACAAGUUGACUCGUUUUUCACUGGCACUGUGGUGGAUUACAUAAUCUGUUAACGAACUGCAGAGCCACACCUGAAGUGAACUGGAGUAACCCCACAACA
Messenger RNA from Myripristis murdjan (pinecone soldierfish), 773 nucleotides. RefSeq names its product histone H2A-like. Gene Ontology annotation, molecular function: protein heterodimerization activity; DNA binding; structural constituent of chromatin. The transcript has a single exon. The coding region runs from base 17 to 403 and encodes 128 amino acids. Gene Ontology annotation, cellular component: nucleosome. The record is from RefSeq and is a predicted model, not a curated record. Lineage: Eukaryota; Metazoa; Chordata; Actinopteri; Holocentriformes; Holocentridae.